Molecule: messenger RNA, 5541 nt
Organism: Brugia pahangi
Lineage: Eukaryota; Metazoa; Nematoda; Chromadorea; Rhabditida; Onchocercidae
Source: the annotation of a GenBank genome assembly
AUGUCAUCAUCCUCCACAAGUUCAGAUUCAGAGUUUACGGCAGAAAGUAGUGGAAAUGAAAGUUUGUCAGAUCAUCAAGAAACUGCUACAACUGAUCUAACCAUUCGACAAGGAUCACCGACAAAAGAUAAUGGAAUCAAUACAGCAGGGAAAAAAUUCGAGGAAGGCAACGAUGAAGAAAUGUCAUCUUUUGGAAGUUCAAGAAGUGACUCGGAUACGAAAGACGGUGAAAGUGAUGCUUCCGGUUCGAAAAAGAGUGAAAAUGGUGAAUGUAGUGUUAAUGAACGAAAAAGUGAUUCAGUGUUCAGUGCUGAAAGUGGUGAUGGAGAAGUUGCUACGAUAAAAAAGAAACGUGGUGUCAAAAUUACUGAUGAAACAAGAAAGUUUCUGGAAGAUGAGAAUAUAUUACGGCGAUCUUCAAGGCAACGUAAGGAAACAGUCAGUCUAAAUACGGAGAAGGGAACAGAAAAAACAGCAAAAAAAUCCGAUAAAAGGGAUUUUCCACAGUCCGAGGAAGAUGAAACAACUGGCAGUGAAUCAUCGUCGGAAAUUGCACUGCCAGAAAAUGUGCGUCAAAAACCAAAGAAACUGAAAGAAAGGAAGCGGCUCCGAAAACGCGGUUUAAGUUCCGAUGAUUCGGGUGGAAUGCGUCCCACACGUAGGAGCAAAGUUGUUGGUGAUAAAAAUCGCAUCAAUUAUCGAGAUAUUAGUUCGGAUGAAGAGAUCAAUUCUGAUGAUGUGUUAGAAUGGGAUGAAGGUGAUAAAGUAGAAGGUGCUGGUUCAACAGAUCAUAAUACUUCGUGUAGUGAAACGAUCGAAAAGGUAUUGCGUCAUCGAGCAGGAUAUCCAGGUGCAACCGGAGCAUCGACAACAUGCUACAAUGUGGAGGAUAAAGGUGACCCGAAUGUUAAAUUGGCAGAAAAUGGCACUGAAUUGGAAUUGGAACGCCAGUAUUUAAUCAAAUGGUUAGGCUGGUCACAUCUUCAUAAUACAUGGGAGUCGGAAAAUAGCUUAAAGCUGUGUAAUGCAAAGGGAUUGAAGAAAAUCGAUAAUUAUAUGAAACGUUUAAGAGAUAUCGAAGAAUGGAAACUUACUGCAGAUAAAGAAUAUAUCGAAUUUUUUGAUUGUGAACAGCAGAUGAAUGACGAACUUAAUGAACAGUAUAAGGUUAUUGAACGAGUAAUAGCUCAUCAGAUAUCACGUAGUCAAGGUGAAAGCGAAGGAACAGAAUAUUUUGUGAAAUGGUGCGGCUUACCAUAUUCCGAAUGCACAUGGGAAGAGGAACAUUUGAUCAAACGACAAUUUCAGGAUAAAAUUGAUGCAUAUUAUGAUCGACGUGAUAAUGGAAAAAUACCGAAUAAACAUUGUCCGGCUUUAAGAAGACGACCAAAAUUUGAAAAGCUGAAUAAUAUCCCUAAUUUCCUUCAGCGAAAGGAUGAUCCAGAGCAUGAGUUACGCGAUUAUCAAUUGGAAGGAGUGAAUUGGAUGUUACAUGCUUGGACAAAGGAAAAUAGUUGUAUACUUGCGGAUGAAAUGGGAUUGGGUAAAACGAUUCAAAGUAUUAGUUUUCUUUCGGUACUGUAUCAUAAAUACCAGUUGUAUGGGACAUUUCUGGUCGUAGUGCCAUUAAGUACGAUGGCUUCUUGGCAACAUGAAUUCGAGACUUGGGCACCAGAUCUUAAUGUUGUCACCUAUGUUGGUGAUGUUACAAGCCGUGAUCUGAUAAGGCAGUUCGAAAUAUAUGUACAGAGCACAAAACGUCUGAAAAUGAAUGUCGUCUUGACUACCUACGAAAUCCUUCUGAAAGAUAAGUCUUUCCUUGGUUCAUUUGAGUGGGCUGUGUUAGCUGUUGAUGAAGCACAUCGUUUAAAAAAUGAUGAGUCACUGCUGUAUCGUUCGUUGUUCGAGUUUACAACAAAUCAUCGGUUACUAGUAACCGGAACGCCACUUCAAAAUUCAUUAAAAGAACUUUGGGCCUUGCUUCAUUUCAUUAUGCCUGAAAAAUUUGAUAGUUGGUCAGAAUUUGAAGCGGAGCAUCAUGACUCGGAUCAUAAGACAAUUGCAUCUUUACAUCGAAAACUUCAGCCAUUUUUGCUAAGACGUGUAAAAAAGGACGUGGAAAAAUCAUUGCCAGCUAAGGUUGAGCAAAUUCUACGUGUAGAUAUGACUGCCCAGCAAAAACAAUAUUACAAAUGGAUUUUAACCAAAAACUACAAAGAGUUAUCAAAAGGUGUGAAAGGAUCUAUUAACGGAUUUGUGAACUUGGUUAUGGAACUGAAGAAAUGUUGCAAUCAUUCUUCACUUGUUCGGUCAUACGAUCAAGCUGAGGAAGGUGCGGAUGCCCGACUACAGCAACUAUUGAAAUCUUCUGGGAAAUUGAUUUUAUUGGACAAAUUAUUAUGUCGUUUGCAAGAAACUGGACAUCGGGUGCUAAUUUUUUCACAGAUGGUGAUGAUGCUUGAUAUUAUGCAGGAAUAUCUUCAGCUUCGACGUUUCCCUUCACAGAGAUUGGAUGGAUCAAUGCGUUCAGAUCUUCGGAAGGCAGCGUUAGAUCAUUUCAAUGCUCCAAAUUCUCCUGAUUUUUGUUUCUUACUCUCAACCCGAGCUGGUGGCCUUGGAAUAAAUCUGGCCACAGCGGAUACAGUUAUUAUUUUCGAUUCAGACUGGAAUCCACAAAAUGACUUACAAGCAAUGAGUCGUGCGCACAGAAUUGGCCAAAAAAAGCAGGUAAACAUAUAUCGCUUGGUGACAAAGGCAUCGGUAGAGGAGGAAAUUGUAGAAAGAGCAAAGAGGAAGCUAGUCUUGGAUCACCUUAUUAUUCAGAGGAUGGAUACAACUGGUCGAACGGUGCUUUCGAAAACUACCGUAACAAAUGGUACAAUGCCAUUUGACAAACAAGACUUGGCAAUGAUUCUGAAAUUUGGUGCUGAAGAGCUUUUUAAAGAAAAAGAAGGUGAAGAACAAGAACCAGAAGUUGAUAUUGAUAAUAUUUUGCAAGGUGCGGAAACUCGGGAAUGUGAUCAACAGAAUUCUGGUAGCGAAUUGUUGAAUGCAUUUCGUUAUGCAGAUUUUUCAUUUGAUGAGAAUAAAGAUGUACCAUCGUUGAACGUAACAACAGCUCAAACGGAAAUAAACCAGAAAGAUUUGACCACAUCGAAGUCGUGGGAUGAAAUUAUUCCAGAAGUUGAUCGCAAGAAAUUUGCUGAUGAAGAGCGUGAACGAGCCGAAAAAGAACUUUUCCUUGGACCAAGACAAAGAACAAAGAUUCCUGAGGUAGCUGCGGAAGCUGGCAAUAGUGACGAGGAUGAGAAGAAGAAAAAAAGGCGGAAACGUGGCCGAGAUUCACCAUUAAGCGAAGAAGAAGGUUCCGAUGAGGAUAAGCGGAAACGUGCACGAAGGAAAUUGUUAUUUAAUUUCACUGAAUCAGAAGUAAGGAGAUUCAUACGGAGUUUCCGCAAAUUUGCAGAACCUCUGACAAGAUUAGAAGCAAUAGCGCAAGAUGCAGAAUUAGAAGAAUUUAGUAAAAAUGAACUGGAACAGCUUGGUAAUGAAUUGUUAGCCGGUUGUCAGAAAGCUCAAGCUGAAUAUGAGGAAAAGAUCAAAGAAGCAAUGAAGAAGCCUAUGGAAGAUGGUAAAAGAAGACAGGAUCGUGGAGCCAUUUUUAAAUUUGGAAAUAUUGACGUCUAUGUUCGACCACUAUUGAAGAUGCAGUCAGAUCUUAUACCGCUGCAUAAUCUUGUCAAAAGUGUUGGUGAUAUCAGAUUGCUACAAAUUCCGGGUUAUCCGAAGGAACAAAAAGGUUGGGAUGUUGAAUGGGAUAUCGCGGAUGAUUUAGCACUGCUGAAAGGCAUCUAUCAAUAUGGUCUCGGCAGUUGGGAAGAAAUCAAAAUGGAUCCCAGUUAUGGUUUAGCCGAAAAAAUCUGGUUGAAGGAUAAAAGCAAGAAACCGCAAAGUAAGCAUAUUCAAGCACGAGCGGAAUAUCUUUUGAAAUAUCUUGCCCGUAGUACGAAGGCUACAGAAAACACUUCAACGAGAAUGAAACCUUUAAAAAAAAACCAUCCUUCAGUUUCAUCAACUUUAGGAAUACCGGAUAAACCAAAGGAAAGAAAAACACCUAAGGAAGAAAAGAAAGAAAAGAAAUGUAAAGGAGAACAUGGAGAUGAAAGAGAUGAUGCUGAAAAAAGAGAAUCAAAAGUAUUCGUGCUUAAGAAGGAGCGAAUUGGGAUUAGUUUGGAUCAUUUGACCAUCAACAAGUCGAAGUACAAAAAAGACGUUGAGAACAAGAAGUCAUCACAGUUUGCAGAGUGUGUCAAAAUCAUGCGACCUGCUCAAAAGUACAUGCGAAAGCUGGUACAGUGCGAUGACUUAAGCUCGACUGAUUCACUGCGACAUUUACUCAAAAUUGGUGAUCAUAUCAAUGGACAUCUUGGAAAAAUUGGCUUAACUAAAUCACAACUUGUGGAAAAAUGGCACUCUUAUUUAUGGAUUUUUUUGUCGUGUUUUACUCGCCAAGAACCCAGCGACCUACUCCAACGCUAUCGUAUUGCUGCAAAAGAUCGUGCUAGUAAUAAUGAAACUGAUUCUCAUCGUAAGCAUCACCAUCAUCGUCAUCAUCAUCAUCAUCACAAUGCUAAGAAAAGUCAACAAGAUGAUAAACCAACAGCUGACACAAAUGAAGUUAUGGAUAUUGGUAUUGCUAUAGGUGAACGAAAAGAAGACAGUAAUAUGAUUACAACCGAAAGCGAUCGAAGAAUUAAUAAGAAUUCAAAAUAUAUUCGUUUAAGCAAUGAUGGGUGUCCACUAACGAGGCAUCAUUCGAGUAGACCAGAAAUUCAAAAACUGCAACAUUCCGUAAAACAUGGAGUCAAGGAUGACAAUCGAGCUGGUAUAUCAAACGACGAUUUUGACACUUAUAAGCCAUCUGUGUCGCAAUUGCAACAACCCAGUUUAUUAUAUUCGAGCCAUAAUGAGAAUGAUAGCUAUAAAGAUUCGUCGUAUCGAUACCGCGGAGAUUACAGUGGCAGCAGUGGAAGCAGUUUCCAUCGUACUCAUUAUAAUCACACAAAUUAUCGAGACAGAGCAAGAGGUGGGCGACAUGAGCACUAUCCUUAUAGGGAACACCGACGAGAGCACACUUACAACCGUGACAAAGGUGAUCGAACUUCAUACUGGGAACGAAGUUACACAGAUCUGUAUCGUGAUCACGGUGAUCGUGAUUAUCGGCAAGAAUUCCGUCAUGCGUCCGGUCCAUCUAGCUCUAGUGCUAAUAGCAGUUCGUCACAGUGGUCUGGAACACCAGCCGGCUUAUCAUCUCAUUCUGCUCCAUCACUCCUGAACGGUCCUGCUUCAUCUUUUAGUUCAUCAUUAUGUCCUCCACCUGGACUGCUUGAAAUCAAACCUCUGUCAUCCGUCGCCACUGAACCCAGUACAUCCCAUACGUCGUUUAUGCGGCCACCACCGAUACCACCACAUCUCAAUCGUUUUGGAACCAGUGAUCCCACUACCAGUAAAAUAGAUAGUACCAGAGAUCCAAGAAGGUAG